Pestalotiopsis fici W106-1 is the source of this 1173-nucleotide messenger RNA. RefSeq lists its product as uncharacterized. NCBI's taxonomy places the organism in Eukaryota, Fungi, Ascomycota, Sordariomycetes, Amphisphaeriales, Sporocadaceae. Gene Ontology annotation, biological process: cellulose catabolic process. The record is from RefSeq and is a predicted model, not a curated record. Gene Ontology annotation, molecular function: hydrolase activity, hydrolyzing O-glycosyl compounds. The transcript has 5 exons. Bases 1 to 1173 code for a protein of 390 amino acids.
AUGAAGUCGACAUUCACUUCUCUCUUGGCACUGGCUGCCGCGGCUACCGCCUUGCCUUCUCAAAAUGGGAAGCGUGCUGCUUGCUCUUCGGCCGUCAGUCUAGAUGCCAGCACCAACGUCUGGUCGUCUUAUACUCUGCACCCCAACUCAUUCUACAGAGCCGAAGUUGAGGCCGCAGCUGCCAACAUCAGCAACAGCACCCUGGCAGCCAAGGCUCUCAAGGUUGCCGACGUUGGUUCUUUCUUGUGGCUGGACACCAUUGCCAACAUUGACAAGCUCACCACCGAGCUCGCCAACGGUGUUCCGUGCGAGAACAUCUUCGGUCUGGUCAUCUACGACCUUCCUGGCCGUGACUGUGCUGCCAAGGCAUCCAACGGUGAGCUGGCAGCCGGCGACAUCUCCACUUACAAGACCCAGUACAUUGACCCCAUUGUCACCAUCCUCAAGGCCAACCCCAACACGGCCUUUGCUCUGAUCAUUGAGCCCGACUCCCUGCCCAACCUGGUGACCAACGCCGACCUCGCCACCUGCCAGGCCUCGGCCUCGGGCUACCGCGAGGGUGUUGCCUACGCCCUGGCGCAGCUGAACCUGGACAAUGUCGUCAUGUACAUUGACGCCGGCCACGGCGGCUGGCUCGGUUGGGACGCCAACCUCACCCCCGGUGCCGAGGAGCUCGCGAGCGCCUACACCAGCGCCGGAUCUCCAAGCCAGGUCCGUGGUUUCUCGACCAACGUCGCUGGUUGGAACUCCUGGGAUGCUGAGCCCGGUGAGUUCUCCGGCACCAGUGAUGCCCAGUACAACAAGGCCCAGAACGAGGAGAAGUACGUGACGCUGUUUGGUGCCGCGCUCUCCACCGCCGGCAUGCCGAACCACGCCAUUGUCGAUACUGGACGAAACGGCGUCAUUGGCCUCCGCGACGCCUGGGGUGACUGGUGCAACGUCAACGGCGCCGGAUUUGGCGUGCGGCCCACGGCAUCGACGGGUCUCGAGCUCGCCGACGCCUUUGUCUGGGGCAAGCCCGGCGGCGAGUCGGACGGCACCAGCGACACGUCGGCCACGCGCUACGAUUCCUUCUGUGGCUUGGCCGACGCCUUCAAGCCCUCGCCCGAGGCCGGUACUUGGAACCAGGCCUACUUUGAGAUGCUUCUCGAGAACGCCGUCCCGUCCUUUUAA